AUGGGGGUGGACCUCGCAAAGCAUGCUGAGGUGGUGCUUGGAGCUGAGCUUGUCAAUCGUGGACGAUGUCGUUUGGCCACUAGUGACGGCGUACGAGUCUGUAGCCUUGGUCUUCAUGCUCUUCUUCUUCUUUGUCUUCUGCAGAAGCACUGUGUGAGCAUUAUGUCCAUACGCAUGCGCGUAAUUUUCAAUCUUGAAGCAGAGAAGGGCAGGCGAAUUUCAAAGUCGAAGAUGUGGAUAUUCAGCUAUAGGUAG
This is a messenger RNA of Prunus armeniaca (apricot), 255 nucleotides long. The record is from the annotation of a GenBank genome assembly. Lineage: Eukaryota; Viridiplantae; Streptophyta; Magnoliopsida; Rosales; Rosaceae.